This is a messenger RNA of Pochonia chlamydosporia 170, 735 nucleotides long. RefSeq lists its product as hypothetical. The transcript has a single exon. NCBI's taxonomy places the organism in Eukaryota, Fungi, Ascomycota, Sordariomycetes, Hypocreales, Clavicipitaceae. The record is from RefSeq and is a predicted model, not a curated record. Bases 1 to 735 code for a protein of 244 amino acids.
AUGGCCGCCCCUAUCAAGGAGCUGGAGCCAGGAUCUCUCUACGUGACUGUUUCUCUGCCGCAUCCCAUCGAUAACAAGGACAUGGUAUCCAAGCACAGCUUUGGCUCCAGCUUGCCUCGAGAAAUUGACAUCGCCACAUACGAGAUCCAUUGCGCUCAGGAUCUUGCUCAGGAAGAGUUCAACUGGGGUCUCUACUUCCAUCGUGGACAUCAGGAUGGUAUUUGGUAUUGCUUGACAAGACAGAAUGUGGCAGACUACGGUUCUCCGACGCUCUUCCAACUAUGGCGACAACAGCUACGAACCUCACCCCGACUGCACUGCCAAGUUGUCGGUCUGCUCAGGGUGUUGCGAGUUCCAGAUAUUCUAUGCGAUGAGCUUACCGGAUAUCUUGACUGGUUGGCAUUGGGCUCCUAUGGCACCGUAACUCGAACCUUCAUCUGGGUGACAUCGAUAUAUCUUCGAACUUGGCACCAUAUAAUUAGGAAGCUGGACAAUCCUUCCUUGAAAUAUGGAACGCAAUUUGACGUCAACUUGUUCCUCCGGGAAGCGUUGAGUUUCGUUUAUGCGCACGUCCAGUACGCAAUAGGCGGCCAAUUACCGCGGCCGGUCAUCAAGUCUGCCUUUGGAGUUGAAUUGGGCACGGCAGAGAAGGACAGACGCGGUAAAAACGAGGUGUCGACAGAUAUCGAGUCCAGGAAUGGGAAACAUGCGGCCCCAGGGCCAACGUCGUGCUAA